GCGACUGUUGCAACACUCUCAGUACGACUCUAGUCGCUUUGCCGCUUGGAACGGGCGCGAGCACGCCGGCCACACGGAGAGGGCGAGAGAGCAAUCACUACGAACUAACAACAUGUGGACACAGUGAAUGCAGUGAUCAGUGACUUAAUUAGUGAACUAUCAAACAUAACACGUGGAGGCAACGAUACAAUGGAUACCAAAACAUCGAUCUCAUCGCACGAGUGGCACAUACCACGGCCGUCACUUUCGGGAAGCAGCACUUCUGGCAGCAUCAGCGACUCCAGAUCCCGAGGAGGCUCGGCGUCUAGCCAGGGCUCUUCCAGCAACCACAGCACUCACAGUGUGUCGUCAGGAUCGUUGUUGCUGAGCGCAGCGCACUUAGCGCGUAUGCACGGCAAAAGUCCAGGACCGGAGGAGUAUGGAGGCUAUCAGAGUAAAUUAGGAAGUUACGGACGGAAGGCGUUUUCCGAGGCCGUAGUGGCGAUUCCUGAGGAGUCGCGGGAACCAGCGGAUUCAUUCUGGAACGGGGUCAAGCGCGGAUCGGCCACAGGGGCAGACGCGGUGUCUGUGGCGAGCUCUACGCACUUCACGGUGGUGAACGGGUUCACCAAGCACCAGCCCAGCAAGGAACCCCGCACCUGCUGCUGCGCGCAGUCUCACCAGAUCACAGUACUCGUCAUUUCAAUGACGAUACUAUUCUCUGCGUGCAUACUAGCUGCCAUUUGCUUUGUAGAAAUGCGGAUGCGCAAGGAAACCGGCAUGUACAAAUAUUCAUAGGAAAGCUUUAGUAACCUUUCAUACUUAAAAGUAUUAAUGGCGUCGUAUUAGGUAUAUUUGGAACACUUACUGUAUGCUUACCAGUGAAUAUCUUAAUUUGCAAAAUAGUUAUUUCAACAAUAACUGUACUAUUGUGAAUCUUCAAGUUCGAUCUUAACA
This is a messenger RNA of Pectinophora gossypiella (pink bollworm), 936 nucleotides long. RefSeq lists its product as uncharacterized. Lineage: Eukaryota; Metazoa; Arthropoda; Insecta; Lepidoptera; Gelechiidae. The coding region runs from base 190 to 777 and encodes 195 amino acids. The transcript is spliced from 4 exons. The record is from RefSeq and is a predicted model, not a curated record.